AAGCCAUUGUUGUUGUACUGGAGAGUUUGUUACAACUGUUGCUGGCUACUAGCAAUGGUGGAUAUGGAGGAACCGAGAAGUACACCCAUCUCUGGUUAUCUGCUACUGGAAGACAGAGGCGGGCUGGACGGAAGAUGCAUGACCAUGCCUCCGUUGCAUUCCUCGAUGAGAACCGCGGAGGACGCGUCCCGAGACGGUAAACAACCGAUAAGGACGGCUACUUUCACCGCUUACACCCCCAGCACUGCAGAAAACGAAGCGGAGGAUAAAUUAUCCGCUCUCCGCGAGAGUGUCUCGCCGAAGUCGCAGCCCGCAAUCUUCUCCGGCCGUCGCACCGGAAUUCUCCGUCAGAGCACUUCCCUGGACAGCACCAGCGACGGGAGUGAAGCUCAGCAGAGGAGACGGACCAAUAAGCAAGUGUGUAUAACUCUGCCUGGCUCGUCCAUGCCCACGGUCUCGUCGCAACAACACCUGGAACACCAGGGCAAAACUGCACUACCGACGGAGAGCUCUGUGCGACCUCGGGAGGCGGUGGUGGAGGUUCAGGUUCACGUCAACAGUAGCAACAGCACCAGAGCUGAUGAUGAAGAAGAGUCCCGUGAAUCAGCUGCAGCAGGUCUUCUGAAUGGCGGUGAUCAGCAGUCAUCAGAGCAGGAGAUAGUUUUCCUGAGGGAGAGACGAGACACACGGCAGAGAAGCAUGAGACGGAGUCUGGGACAGAGUCUCACAGACAGCCUCAGUCGUAUCGGGAGCCGCAUACGACGGGGCCGCAAACCCCCCAAAUUACAGCGACUGCAGACCACCCUGGACUUUGACAAACUGGCAGAGAAUGAGCUGGAGCUGAAGGCCAAUCUCUAUUGGCACAUUGCCACCCCCAUCAAGAGGUGGAAGGUGGAGCGACAGGUCCCCAUUAAACUGAUUCUUCAGCUGUUGAAGACUUUAGUAUUGAUAGUUCAGGCAGUCCUGUUCACGGAAACCAUUGUCCACAAGAGAGGGGAGUUCUUUUUCGACAGUCGUAUUGUCUUUGAGAGUGUAUUUGUGGUGGAUUUUGACCCAGAGUCAGUGCUGCAGCAGCAGACCCUCUACAGUAUCCAGGACGUCGCUAAAGAACUGGAGUUCAUUGCCACAAAUUACUACAGACUGCCGGAGGUAGUAAUCGGAGGGUAUGAUCUGGAGAGGGAUGAAGAGGGAGAGCCUGUUCCGCUCCAACUGUCACUGAGACAGUACAGAGAGGCCAUACUUAAUGCUAGCGAAAGUCGGUUUGUUCUCGACGGAAACAUUGACAAUUUAGAGUUCAACUUUUCCAGAACAUUGAACAGCAACAUCACCGAGAGACUGUUUGAAAUUUCACAAGAUCCACACUUCCAUAAGUUUCUGGAGUUGCGCGUUAGACUGCCAGUGAAUGUGAUCCGCAUUGAAGCUCCCCAGCAGGCAGAAUGCUUCAGGUUUAAUGUUCAGAUUGUGUUUGUCAAUGACGAUAAUAAUGGAAAGAUCUUGUACAGCCUUGGGACCGACUAUUCUCGGAUUGAUAAUUGUGAGGGAGAGAUCCUCAGAGACAAGACUGGCUACAAGGUGAUAAAGGGCAGUCUGCUGGUGCUGGAUCUCAUCGUGCUGAAAUUCUCUCUCCUCUCGCUGUACCUAACGGGAAAGACUCUGCGCAGGGCGUACCGCCUGGGGAAGGCGAUGGGUCAGUUCUACCACCACAGACUCCACCUCCCGCUCAGCUGGUGGGAGAGACGCUCUCUCUUCUCCAAGUGGAACUACGUAAACAUUUUCAGCGACGUCAUCAUUACCGCCGGCACAGUCUACAAGAUCCUCUUGGAGUUUGAUGUUGUUUUGGAUGCAAGUGCUGCUCGAAUUCUACUGGGUACAGCACUGCUGUUUCAAAGUGCAGUCAUUCUUCGCUACCUGAACUAUUUCAGACAAGUCAAUGUGUGUUUACAUAACUGCAAAAUAUAGCACGUAACAGUAGCUUCUCUCUCUCUCUCGUAGGCUCUGACUCGCACACUGGCUCUGGCUUUUCCGGAGCUGGUGAAGUUCAUCCUCUGUGGAGCAGUUCUCUUCUUUGCCUUUUCUCUCUGUGGCUGGGUAGUCCUGGGUCAAUUCCAUCCCAAGUUUACCACCAUCAACGAUUCAGUUGAGACACUGUUUUCUCUACUGAACGGAGACGACAUAUACAACACAUACAUUCAGCUGGAGCCCCAGGUCGACUUGGCUGCAUACAUCUACAGCAGAGCUUUUCUCUACAUUUUCCUGGCUCUGUUUAUCUAUGGAGUCCUUAACCUCUUUACUUCUCUUGUCAUCUCUGCCUACGAGAUCUCUCAGAACAAGGACACCGCGAUAGGGAAUGAGGUAAGGAGAUUCGUCUUCUCUGGACCACUGACUCCUCGAGGAGUGGCUCUCAGAGAUAUCACCUCGACCUCCAAGUACGUGGACCCCGCUGUCAUUCUGAACAAGGCUCAACGGAAGAGAAAAAACUCCUCAGAUGAUGACGAAUAACAAUAAUAAUAUCCGAUUUUUUACACAAUGGGAUUUUUAAAUCAUCAAAAUUUUUUUAUAACUCCUCGUCCACGUCCUCUUUUCCGACCACGCCUCCCUGUCCCCCGUUUGUAAUCUGGUGUUGCCGGGACAACCAGAUUUGAAAUAACAUCAUCGCACUCCCAGCACCCGGUGACCUUUGAACCUCCACUAUUCUCAACAGAAACUCGACUAAGGUCGGCAGUCAGUAGAGAAGAGCCACACCCCUCACACCUCUCCUUGGAGCUGUGGACAUCAGAGGAGCCAGCGAAUCCCUCGUACAUCACCCGACACUUUGGGCCAUUGCAUGAGAUCUUCCAUUUGGGGGCGGGGCCUCCGGUCUUGAUGUAAGGCUCCAGGACGAGUGUUCCUCGCUCGCACUCUGAGCACUGGUCAACCCGACCCUGCGGCAUGGCGUGGGGACAAGACUGGUGCGGACACUGGUUGCAACCCAUUCCUUUAGCCACUCCCUUGAACGGAGGCUGGUUGUAGCAGUACGGACACACGAGGUAUGAUUUAGUCGGCGAUGAGAACACGAGAAGUUCAAAGUCGUCAAGAGGGCAUUUAAUCUCUUUGUAGAGCUUGAUGGAGCCACCCUGUGGCAGACUGUACGUCUGGUUGCAGUGGACGUAGUUACGAGAACAGAUGUUUUCAAUGUGGACUGGA
Molecule: messenger RNA, 3183 nt
Organism: Geodia barretti
Lineage: Eukaryota; Metazoa; Porifera; Demospongiae; Tetractinellida; Geodiidae
Source: the annotation of a GenBank genome assembly